AUGACAAGCGCAGCACCUCUGGCGCCGGGCAAGGGGCUGACUGUUGUCGCUGCCGCCUACGUUCGCGACACGCACCACGCCAACCCUGAUGACAAGCGGGAUGGCACGAUCUAUAGCAGGGCCAACGGUCAUGCCUCGCCUGACGACAAGCGAGACGGCACUCUUUAUGGCAGGGCCAACGGCCAUGCCUCUCCCGAUAGCAAGCGGGAUGGUACGAUCUAUAGCAGGGCCAACGGUCACGCCUCGCCUGACGACAAGCGAGACGGCACUCUUUAUGGCAGGGCCAACGGCCAUGCCUCUCCCGAUAACAAGCGGGAUGGCACGAUCUAUAGCAGGGCCAACGGUCACGCCUCUCCCGAUAACAAGCGGGAUGGCACGAUCUAUAGCAGGGCCAACGGUCACGCCUCUCCCGAUAGCAAGCGGGAUGGCACGAUCUAUAGCAGGGCCAACGGUCACGCCUCGCCUGACGACAAGCGAGACGGCACUCUCUAUGGCAGGUCCAAUGGCCAUGCCUCUCCCGACGACAAGCGAGACGGUACUUCUUACGGCAAGCACUGA
Messenger RNA from Hirsutella rhossiliensis, 558 nucleotides. RefSeq lists its product as uncharacterized. The coding region runs from base 1 to 558 and encodes 185 amino acids. NCBI's taxonomy places the organism in Eukaryota, Fungi, Ascomycota, Sordariomycetes, Hypocreales, Ophiocordycipitaceae. The transcript has a single exon. The record is from RefSeq and is a predicted model, not a curated record.